This is a messenger RNA of Fomitopsis serialis, 384 nucleotides long. RefSeq lists its product as uncharacterized. The transcript has 2 exons. The record is from RefSeq and is a predicted model, not a curated record. NCBI's taxonomy places the organism in Eukaryota, Fungi, Basidiomycota, Agaricomycetes, Polyporales, Fomitopsidaceae. Bases 135 to 374 code for a protein of 79 amino acids.
CCUGCACAUUCACUUACCAUGUGUUUACAUCAGGACCGUGGUACUCGACUGACCGACCCACAAAUACAUCACGUGCGUUUCUUCGUCUUCCGAGUCGAACCAAGAGUACGUUGAACAAGUUACAUAUCGUACUUAUGCGGUGUAUGUUCUUCAUUAUGGCGAGACUGGCCCAUUCUAUCCUGCUAUCACUGGAACUUCUGGCUUCUCAUGAUGAUUUGCGUGUGGCUCCGGCCACAAUGGGGUGUUCGGGGUCCUGUAUGGGCCACCGCUGUGGCCCAUGCGUGCCAGUUAACAUUUGCUUACCACCCUCCAAAUCGUGCUUGAUUCGUAACACUGGCCCUGGGUGUUCAGAAGUAAUUUUGUUUGGCACCUAAUAUACUCACC